This is a messenger RNA of Acanthisitta chloris (rifleman), 1469 nucleotides long. Its product is annotated as protein CLEC16A-like. The transcript is spliced from 10 exons. Gene Ontology annotation, cellular component: endolysosome membrane; late endosome. Gene Ontology annotation, biological process: regulation of autophagosome maturation; endosome to lysosome transport; endosomal transport. The annotation marks the transcript as partial. The record is from RefSeq and is a predicted model, not a curated record. Lineage: Eukaryota; Metazoa; Chordata; Aves; Passeriformes; Acanthisittidae.
AUGGGAAAAUCCGUUUGGCAACAUUAGAGCUUGGCUGCCUGUUGCUGAAGCAGCUUGUGUUCUCCAAAAAUAGCAGCAUCAUAAAGGAUGUUCACCUUGCUUGUCUCGAGGGUGCGAGGGAAGAGAGUGUUCAUCUCCUCCGUCGUUUCUAUAAGGGAGAAGAAAUUUUUCUGGAUAUGUUUGAAGAUGAGUACCGGAGUAUGACAAUUAAACCUAUGAAUGUGGAAUACCUGAUGAUGGAUGCCUCAAUCCUGCUGCCUCCAACGGGGACACCGCUGACUGGGAUUGAUUUUGUGAAGAGAUUGCCUUGUGGAGAUGUGGAAAGAACACGAAGGGCAAUCAGAGUUUUCUUCAUGCUCCGUUCGCUGUCACUGCACUUGCAAGGUGAACUAGAAACUCAGUUACCACUCACAAGGGAAGAAAAUUUGAUAAAGACAGAUGAUGUUCUUGAUUUGAAUAACAGUGAUCUAAUUGCCUGUACAGUCAUAACAAAGGAUGGGGGCCAAGUUCAAAGAUUCCUGGCUGUGGAUAUUUACCAGAUGAGUUUGGUUGAACCAGAUAUUGCCAGACUUGGAUGGGGAGUAGUGAAGUUUGCAGGUCUUUUGCAGGACAUGCAGGUGACGGGAGUAGAGGAUGACAGCAGAGCUCUGAACAUAAUAAUUCACAAACCUGCCUCAAGUCCUCAUUCUAAGCCCUUCCCCAUCCUCCAAGCUACCUUUAUUUUCUCGGAUCACAUUCGCUGCAUUAUCGCCAAGCAGCGUCUCGCCAAGGGCAGGAUCCAGGCUCGGCGCAUGAAGAUGCAGAGAAUAGCAGCUCUCCUGGAUCUUCCUGUUCAGCCUUCAACUGAGGUUCUGGGUUUUGGACACAGCUCUGCAGCCUCAGCCCAGCACCUUCCCUUCAGGUUCUACGAGCAGUCGCGCCGCGGCAGCAGCGACCCCACCGUGCAACGCUCCGUGUUCGCCUCUGUCGACAAAGUUCCAGGCUUUGCUGUAGCCCAGUGUAUAAAUCAGCACAAUGCAUCCCCACUCUCCUCCCCAUCACCUUCCACUGGCAGUGGGAGCACAGGGCGCUGUGAUUCAGUGACUGCAAGCUCCACGUCCACUCCUUCUGCUGCACAGAGCCCAGCAGAUGAUGCUUCAGCUCCAGAGCAGCCUCAGAUGGCCAGUUCCGGUCAGACAGUGUUGACUGAUGAAACUCUUUCAACUGUCUCAAAGUCUAGCAAAAAUGCUGUAAAAAGCAGUGACAUAGAAACAGCCAACCUGUCUCCUAGCCUGAUUCCUGCCCAGCAGCCCACAAUAUCCCUGAUAACUGAUGACAGUACAGAUACACUGAGUGUGGAGUCGCUGACACUGGUGCCACCAGUUGACCCUCACAGCAUCCGAACAUUCACCUGCAUUCCUCAGCCCCCUCUGCAGUCUGAAGGUGAGGUUUGCAAGGUCGAAGAGGAAGAGGAGGAAUGUUCUGACUAA